AUGUCUUUCCGUGAUCUUCGCAAUUUUACAGAGAUGAUGAGAGCCUUGGGAUACCCUCGACACAUUUCCAUGGAAAACUUCCGCACACCCAAUUUUGAGCUUGUAUCUGAAGUGCUUCUCUGGCUUGUGAAAAGGUACGAACCUCAGAAUGACAUCCCUUCUGAUGUUGAGACUGAACAAGACCGAGUUUUCUUCAUUAAGGCAAUUGCCCAGUUCAUGGCCACCAAGGCACAUAUAAAACUCAAUACCAAGAAGCUUUAUCAGGCAGACGGGUACGCAGUGAAAGAACUGCUGAAGAUCACCUCUGUCCUUUACAACGCUAUGAAGACCAAAGGCAUGGAGGGCUCUCAACUAGCAGAGGAAGACGUCAGCAAGUUCAAGUUUGAUCUUGGCUCAAAGAUUGCAGAUUUAAAAGCCGCAAGGCAGCUUGCUUCUGAAAUCACUUCCAAAGGAGCGUCUCUGUAUGACUUGCUGGGCAAGGAGGUGGAGCUGAGGGAACUGAGAACAGAAGCAGUUGCCAGACCUCUGGAAAUAAAUGAGACUGAAAAAGUGAUGAGAAUUGCAAUAAAAGAUAUUUUGGCACAGGUUCAGAAGACAAAAGACCUGCUCAAUAACGUGGCCUCUGACGAAGCUAACUUAGAAGCCAAAAUCGAAAAGAGGAAAUUAGAGCUGGAAAGAAACCGGAAGCGACUGCAGACUCUGCAGAGCGUCAGGCCAGCGUUUAUGGAUGAAUAUGAGAAGAUCGAGGAGGAAUUGCAGAAGCAGUAUGAAAUUUAUCUCGAGAAGUUUCGGAAUCUGGCUUAUCUGGAGCAGCAGCUGGAGGAUCAUCACAGGAUGGAGCAGGAGAGGUUUGAGGAAACUGAGAACACUCUCCGUCUGAUGCAGAACAAGCUCAAGGAGGAAGGAAAACGUCUGCUCAAGAGCGGAAGUCAGCCAGGAGUACCUGACGCGGCCCUCAGUGAUAAGCCUGCGUGGAGUGUGUCCCCCUCCGAGAGGCCCGGCACAGGUAACGAUGACUCUGACAUUGACAUCCAGGAGGACGAUGAAUCCGACAGUGAACUGGAAGAGAGACGGCUGUCCAAGCUGCGGACGGCCAUGGAGGUGCUCAUGCAAGGACAACCCAGCAAGCACGUCGUGGGCACGAUGCAGGGUGGAGACACGGACGAUGAUGAAGACUUGGAGGACAGUGAGAUUGACGUGGAGGAUGACGAAGAGGACGACGACCUGGAGGACGAGAGCGUGGCGCUCUCAGCAGCCAAGCCCAGUCGAAGAGGCCGGAAACCCGAGCCCCUGGAGGAGAGUGACAGUGACUUCUGA
This is a messenger RNA of Budorcas taxicolor (takin), 1317 nucleotides long. It is a transcript of the gene IFT38, whose product is annotated as clusterin associated protein 1. The transcript has 13 exons. Gene Ontology annotation, cellular component: centrosome; cilium; intraciliary transport particle B. The record is from RefSeq and is a predicted model, not a curated record. Lineage: Eukaryota; Metazoa; Chordata; Mammalia; Artiodactyla; Bovidae. Gene Ontology annotation, biological process: cilium assembly. The coding region runs from base 1 to 1317 and encodes 438 amino acids.